This is a messenger RNA of Cladophialophora carrionii CBS 160.54, 462 nucleotides long. RefSeq lists its product as uncharacterized. The record is from RefSeq and is a predicted model, not a curated record. NCBI's taxonomy places the organism in Eukaryota, Fungi, Ascomycota, Eurotiomycetes, Chaetothyriales, Herpotrichiellaceae. The transcript is spliced from 3 exons. Bases 1 to 462 code for a protein of 153 amino acids.
AUGAAUGCCGCAGGACUGCGCUUCUGGUUGGGAGGCAACACCAUCUCGUACUGCCCGGAACAAGUUGAGGCUCAGGGUGCAUGCCCUCCUGGCAACACCACCGUCCUUUCACUCUGCAGCAUGGGCGUUCUUGCUCCCGGCGGCCAGCAAAUCUAUGUCACCCAAAGAGGCGAGCUUGGCUACACUCAGGCUCAUAGCGUAUCGAUGCCACCUGGAGCAAUUUCAUGUCCUUUCACUUAUACAAAGGCACCCGGAGCAUACAUUGGACGUCUUUUGAUGUCCAUCGGAGCUCCUUUUGGAAUCACAGGUUUCAUGGCUUGUCCCACGCGAAGCCGAGGCAUCUACCAAGUGUUCGGCAACCUGAAGAAUGCAACGGUUCCGCUGGGCAACGUGUCUCAGUGUAUUGGAUUCGACCCUCUUGCGGCGGACGCUCCUGGUCUCGGUGCAUGGCAAUACAGUUGA